Blepharisma stoltei is the source of this 1035-nucleotide messenger RNA. The record is from the annotation of a GenBank genome assembly. Lineage: Eukaryota; Ciliophora; Heterotrichea; Heterotrichida; Blepharismidae.
AUGAAAAGAUCAGAUACCUCAAACUCUAUUAUGAUGCUGAAGCACAAAUUCGACGAAAUUAAACAAAAUAUAUGCAACAUCGAAGAACGUCAGCGAGAAUUUUUUACUAAAUCCCCACAUCAUAUUGUUGAAGAUUUAUCAAGUUCACAGUUAGACCCACAGUUGGGAUCAUUAAGGUCACGAACACUGGAAGCCACUAUAAAACAGUAUGAAAGACCUGCAAGUGCGGCUCGAUAUGGAGAAACAAGUAAUGAUCGUCUAAAAGAAUUAGAAAAUAACAACAAAUAUCUCAUGAGAAUGAUAAAAACUCUUGAACAAAACAAAGAAGAGCUUUUAGGUAAAGUUGACUCUCUCCAAAAGGAAAACGACAAAUUGAAAGAUGAAUUAGUCUUGAAAAACUCAAAAAUCACUGUGCUAACAAACGAAAAUCAACAGUUAAAAAGUAGAGUUGAGACUAAUGAAAAAAGAAAUCAAUCUCCGAUGAGAGCAUGGGAAGCUGAUAAUAACGAAGCAAGGAAAUGUAACUCAGAAGUCAAAGCAAGACAGCCUUUAGGAGUUAGACAAUGCAACUCAGAAAUCAAAGAAAGGCCAUCUUCUUGCAUGAGAAGUGGACCGUCACCUAAAAAACAAAGGGUUGCUUUCUCCAAAGAUCUUGUAAAAAUUGUACACAUUGACGGAGAUGAGUGUCCAAGAAGCAUUGAAAAAUUGAAAAACAACGAAAUAGUUGCUUCACAAGUAAGCUACCAAAAUCCAUAUUCUAGAUACUCUAGUCCUGGAAGACUUGAUGAGCAAUUUAAUUCAACAACUCCAGUCGAAAAAACAAAUAUUGACUACACUUUCAAUGGAUCCGCCAAGAAAUAUGAUUCUUAUGACAAAGCUUAUGGACGGGACUCAUACAAGCCAGUUUAUACUAGCUUGCAGGAUAAAAGAGCAUUGUUCAACAAACUGAACUCUGAAGAAUACGAUCAGCACUUCUCUGAGUACUACCGAGAACGCUCAAGGAUUAUUGCACAGAAAAUGAUUGAAAUGGAUUAA